Molecule: messenger RNA, 1242 nt
Organism: Exserohilum turcica Et28A
Lineage: Eukaryota; Fungi; Ascomycota; Dothideomycetes; Pleosporales; Pleosporaceae
Exons: 5
Coding region: 1-1242 (413 amino acids)
Biological process (GO): proteolysis
Molecular function (GO): zinc ion binding; metallocarboxypeptidase activity
Source: RefSeq, a predicted model, not a curated record
AUGCAGUUUCUACUCAACCUUGCUUGCCUCGCGCUGGUUGCCGCCACACAUGCUCCCAGUCCAUCGCCGGUUUCCUACGACCGCUACCAAGUCCGCCGCUUCGAUGCCAGAAGUGAAGAUCUCCAAGAUGCCAAACGCGCAAUGUCCAGUAUUCCGCACCGAUCCCUGAACGAGGGCGACGGGUUCUGGGACGUGCUCGUUGCACCCCGACACGUGGAUGCCGUCGAGGCCCUUGCGAUGAAACCGAGAACUCUGCAUGAGAACCUGGCCGAGUCCAUUGCUCGCGAGUCUCCGGUCAAAGGGAUAUCGAAGAGACAGCACGUAAAAUGGUGGAAGGACUUACAGGUUGCAUUCGCGGGUAAUUGUAGCUUGACUGUUGCGGGAAAAUCAUACGAGAACCGUGACUUGUUUGGUAUGCAUAUUUGGGGGGAAGGUGGCCCUGGUCGUCCCGCAAUCAUCUAUCACGCGGAUGUGCACGCUCGUGAAUGGAUCACAACUCCGGUCGUCGAGUAUAUCGCGAAGCAGCUACUUACCAGCUUCGUAGCUAAGUCUAAUACAACCUUGUACCUCCUUAAUAACUUCGACUUCUACAUUUUUCCAUUUGCGAAUCCGGACGGCUUCGUUUACUCGCAAACCAAGGAUCGUCUCUGGCGCAAGAACCGUCAGCCACCACCAAAGAAUGCGAACCAGGACUGCAUAGGCCGCGAUAUCAACCGUAACUGGUUGACAAAUUGGAAUAUUACCGGUGGGGCGUCUACAAACCCUUGUGAUGAGGACUACAAGGGAAAAGAGGCCAACGACGCACCUGAAACGCGGGCUCUGUCCGACUUCAUUACCAAAAUCCGCGACACGCAAAAGAUUAGAGCGUUUAUCGACUGGCACAGCUACGCUCAGCUUAUCCUGUAUCCAUAUGGAAACGACACUGGCCUGUACGCGCCAGAAUUAUCCAUAUGGACUCAGACGGCGAAUCAGAUGAGCAACAACAUCCGCAAGGCAUCAGCCAACGGUACCACCUUCACUUUCGGCCCAAGUGCGAUGCUCUUAUACAAAACAACAGGCACUUCUAUGGAUCAUGUCUAUAAAGUUGGCGGCGCCAAGUACUCAAUGACGAUUGAGUUGCCAGACCUUGGCGACCACGGCUUCGUAUUGCCCCCAGAAAGGAUCAGGCCUAUUGUUAAGGAACAGUGGGCCGGUCAGCUGGCUUUUUUGGAUGCUUUCCAGUAUGGAGGACUUGGUUCAUGA